AUGUUUUUGGCUAACGAUGGUAAUUAUCGUGAAAUGAGAUAUUUCACUGCCUGGUCGCCAGCUCGUUACGUUGAGGAUUAUUAUCUUCCAAGAAUUAUUAAGAAUAUUACAGGACAAACUGUAGUUCCUAUUGGUGAUGCGGUAAUCUCUACUAUUGACACUUGUAUUGGAGUGGAAUUAUGUGAAGAGCUUUUUACACCUAAUAGUCCUCAUAUUAGUAUGGGCUUGGAUGGUGUAGAAAUUUUCACUAAUAGUAGUGGUAGUCAUCAUGAAUUACGUAAACUUCACAGACGCAUUGAUGUAAUUAAAGAAGCAAUGAUGAAGGUUUACAUUUCUUAUAAGAGUGGAGGAGUUUACCUCUAUUCUAAUCAGCAAGGUUGUGAUGGCGAUCGAUUAUAUUAUGACGGUUGUGCAUUAAUUGCAAUCAAUGGUCAAAUAAUUGCCCAAGGAUCACAAUUUUCCCUUAAUAAUGUGGAAGUUAUCACUGCAACCAUCGAUAUAGAUGAUGUUCGUUCACACCGUAGAAUGAGUAGUAGGGCAAUGCAGGCCGUUAAUGCGAGCCCAUACCGACGCAUUGAGGCGCCUAUUGCUUUGUCUUCUGAAGAAAAAAAUUUUAACUCACACUUUUCUCCUACAAAACCUAUCAAUGAGCAUUAUAAUACGCCGGAACAAGAGAUUGCAUUAGUAUUAAAGUUCGAACAAUUGUUUAGUUUUGGACCAGCUUGUUGGCUUUGGGAUUAUCUCCGUCGAUCAAAGACUAGCGGUUAUUUUUUGCCUCUUAGUGGAGGGGUGGAUAGUUGCGCUACAGCAGUUAUUGUACAUUCUAUGUGCCGCCUUGUUGCUGAAGCUGCAUCGAAUGGAGAUACUCAAGUAAUUAUGGAUGCGAGGAAGAUUGUUGGCGAAAAAGAAGAUUCAGACUACAUUCCCACAGAUCCUAAAGAAUUCGCAAA
Molecule: messenger RNA, 950 nt
Organism: Racocetra fulgida
Lineage: Eukaryota; Fungi; Glomeromycota; Glomeromycetes; Diversisporales; Gigasporaceae
Source: the annotation of a GenBank genome assembly